GUACUGUCAACAAGCUGGCUUUACAGAAGAAGAAAUGGAUAUUAUUUGUCAGCCAUUGGUGGCUGCCAUGCGUCGUUCAUGGCUACAAUUAGUAUUUCGGGUGACAUUAAUUUUGAUCGUGCUUGGAACCAUAGCUUGUUUGGCCGCUCAGCUGGAUUUUGUUGGAGCACACUUCUCUGCUAUUGGGAGAUUAAUGAUUAUUAAAUUUCUGCCACUAUGGAAUUGGCAGCCUUUAUACUAUGAAAGCUGUAUGAGCAAUAAUCCAUUCUAUAAUGACUAUACCAUUACCGAAGAAGAUUGUGUGACAUGUGAAGCAUUAGAAACAAUUGAUCGCCUAUCGGAUGUGCGUUUUCGACAAUUGGUUGACAAUUAUCUCAGUCGUGAUGCUCCUGCUAUCAUUACCGACGCAAUGGAUUCCUGGACAGUUAUGAACACCGACUAUUUUUGGUUUGACAAUAUCACUCAUCUCUAUUUGGAAAACGAGCGUUUAAUGGAAACAGUACCUUGCGCUCUGACUUCAAAUUUGCGGACGGGUUCGUCCGAUUUGGCAGCCUUUUUACGUCGAGUGCAUUCUCCUGAAGUGGCCAAGUGGUUUGUGCAUUGGCAGAACUGCGACAUCAAUGCCGUAAAGGUUCUUCGAAAUCCGAGUUAUAAAAAGGUAGAGCUGGAUUCAGGUCUCAUAGCCCUUGCGCAAUUACGAGGUGCUACGCAGCUCAGAUUAACUCCAAUUAAUCCAUGUAAUAGUUCGUGUUCCGAACUGAUUGCAGACCUUCAUCAGGGCGAAAUGUUGGUUUUUACGAAUUUAAUGUGGACUUUGGAAUACGCUCCAAUGAGGGGUCUUGACAACAUAGCCAUUCUCACGGAAACCGUAUGGGAGAACACCUAAACAAAAACGACAUAUUAAAAGUUUUUGACAUCGGUUUGCUGCUAGUGACAUAAUGAUUACAUAUAAAUGCAAAACCGUCUUAGUAUGAAAGAAAUACACCAUUUCAUUGUCUCCAGAAAUUGUUCAAUGUGUUGUUAUUUCAUAAACAUUCUAUAUUCCCGAAUAAUGUCGCAGUCGCAAC
This is a messenger RNA of Orussus abietinus, 1067 nucleotides long. RefSeq lists its product as uncharacterized. The record is from RefSeq and is a predicted model, not a curated record. Lineage: Eukaryota; Metazoa; Arthropoda; Insecta; Hymenoptera; Orussidae.